AUGCUUGAGAGCGCGAGUACGACUGAUGCAAAUACAAAUCAAGAUGCUCCAGCCAUGAAGCGAAGUACAUCCAUCUUUUCCCGCUGGAUAAAACGCGGUGAAAAUGAACUAGAUUCAUUAAUGCAGAAAUCCUGGGGCGCUCCUGGAACUCCAACUCGCGAACUCGUCAUGCGUUACUGGAUAGCUACAAGGACAAAGGAUCACUGGGAAUCUCUAUACAAAAAUUCACCACACGAAUUUAAGAAGUACUUGAGAAAAGGGUAUAUGGAACCUAUUCCAAUAGAAUGGGUUCGUACUCAAAAAUUGGCCUGGCAGUAUCCGGAAUUUUCGUAUUGGGAAACGAAGGGUGAGAAAAGACUAUACUAUAUUCUUAACCACGCCCUCGCCCCAGAUGGUCAUAGACCACGUGGAGCUCUUAGACCACUCAACAUCGCUCGUAAUUGUCAAGAAAUCAUCAGACGGGGCAAUGCACGAAACGCCCAAGCAGUCAAGCUCGAUCCUCAGAAAUUACGGAUGUAUCGAAGCAAAUACGACGUGUUUCAAAACGACAGUGAAACCAACUCGAACGAGUAUUCGAAGCAGGUUAAUAACAUUAUUUACGAAACUCGUCGACACGCACUGAAUGAACUCGCUGAAGGUAUCCUUGCUGGUACGGAUCACAUUGAAACAAUGCUCCUGCUCGAUGUCUCCAGUUCAAUGACGUGGAAUCCGCACCAGGGAAUUCUUGGACCAGAUGGAAUUACACGAUACCACGAUCAACCGGCGAAUAUAGUCCUUGUGCAAAGUCUGGUCCAUCGACUUUUGAACCACAUGAUACCACGAGCACAGAAACAGCAUCCACAUCAAAUCGGAAUUUCGACGGUGACAUUCUCUUCCAACGGCAGAUAUGUCGGACAAUUGGCCUCUAGAAAUUUCGCUGCAGAGUCGAAAAAUAAAAUUCAGCUAGGAGGAGGAACUCAAGUAAUGCAAGGCUGGCAAACUGAAAAAAACACCUAUUUCGACCAACAACGUAAACAAGGUCACGGAAGAUAUGAUCCAGUCUACGGAUGGCAACCAACGCCGGGUAUGCCCAAGCUUUCCCUGCUCGUCUUUCUCGACGGCGAAGCAAUGGACAUGGAUGAGUUCGAGUUGGAAUUACUAGGAGAAACAUGGGCGUACGUAACCAUCGUGCUAGUCGGGAUGGAGAAUUGUCCACAUCAUCAUAAUCAUGCGAUAGAACUGCAAAGAGUCGCAGAAAAUAAUCCACAUGUUGGAUUUUUUGAUGUUCAUGGGCGAGUCUGUGAGAGGAUGGUGGUGGAGGAUUUACUUUCUUCCGUGUAUCCUGUGGAUGCACCAAAUAAUGAGGAGAUAUUGAAUCCUGAUUUUGAUCUUCCUGCUUAUUCGGACCUUUAUCCGAAUUCUGUUUGA
Molecule: messenger RNA, 1407 nt
Organism: Didymodactylos carnosus
Lineage: Eukaryota; Metazoa; Rotifera; Eurotatoria; Philodinida; Philodinidae
Source: the annotation of a GenBank genome assembly